UGGAAAGAAAAGAAAGAAAAAUGAACCGUGCAAGAACUUUGAUUAAAAGGAAUCUCCGAUUAAGGCCGAUAUUUCAUGUGUCGGUCGAUAAGGCUUUUCAAGCUUGUUGAUUGGCUACAGAACAGCUGCUCAUGAGCAGGUGCAAUCGUCGUUUGCACACCAACACCACAGACCCACACACGGAUACACGGUGAGAAAAGCUGGUUGAAGUGACAGGCAGUGAACAGCGUGGUGAAAUCCUUCCACCAUGAGUGAACAGGCACGCACAGGCACACAGUGCAGGCACUGACAAGUUAACGUGUGAGCCGCGAAAGAGUGUGCAAGAAACAUGAACAGAACGCAGGAAAAAUCUGUCGAUGAGGAUGAAAGUAAUCUCUUCAAUCCCACUAUAUUGGAUAGAUUGCCGAUAUCGCACGUUGCUGGGUUACUUAUAAGACCGCUAAAGAGUACAGAUUACGACAAAGGUUUUUUAGUCCUUCUAUCACAAUUGACAGAUGUUGGAAAUGUCACCAAGGAACAAUUUUUAAAUAGAUUCUAUAGCAUGAAGACCGCUGGUGGUUACUAUGUUGUCGUCAUCGAAGAUGUAAAUUCUGGAAAAGUGAUAGCAUGCGCGUCUUUAGUUGUAGAGCAGAAAUUUAUUCAUAAUUGUAGCUUGCGAGGACGCCUGGAAGACGUAGUGGUUAACAAUAAUUACAGAGGGAAAUCAUUGGGAAAAUUAGUAGUUUCGAUCGUAGUGCAAUUAGCCCGUUAUUUUCGCUGUUACAAAUUAUCCUUGGACUGCGUAGAUCGUCUGGUGCCAUUCUACGAGAACAUAGGCUUCAAAAAGGAAACUAAUAAUGCCAAUUAUCUCAAUAUGCGCUUCCAUGGUGAAAAUGCCACUGAACAAUCUCAUUUAUAGUAACUGAUUUAUCGUUGCUUUAUCUGUAUGUAUCGGCAAUCAAGUACUUAUCCACAGUACAGCAUACAUAUGAAAAAACCGAACUGAAAUAUUACAACCUGAAUUAUAUUAAGUUUAAAAGAGA
Messenger RNA from Cyphomyrmex costatus, 1022 nucleotides. RefSeq names its product glucosamine 6-phosphate N-acetyltransferase (gene Gnpnat). The record is from RefSeq and is a predicted model, not a curated record. The transcript is spliced from 5 exons. NCBI's taxonomy places the organism in Eukaryota, Metazoa, Arthropoda, Insecta, Hymenoptera, Formicidae. The coding region runs from base 329 to 898 and encodes 189 amino acids. Gene Ontology annotation, molecular function: glucosamine 6-phosphate N-acetyltransferase activity.